Messenger RNA from Lepisosteus oculatus (spotted gar), 1505 nucleotides. The record is from RefSeq and is a predicted model, not a curated record. Lineage: Eukaryota; Metazoa; Chordata; Actinopteri; Semionotiformes; Lepisosteidae.
CAGCUCCUCCGUUGCGGGUGGGGGGGGCGGCGGAGGCGGAGGGUACAAUCUGGCGCAAACUCCAGGAGAGCGACACUGUGGAGAGAGGAGGUGCCCCCGCCUUGAUCAGGAGGAUGAUGAUGGUGUUGUUGUUGUUGUUGUUGUUGAUGUUUCGCUCGUCCUCUUGACCCCGCGCUCGCUGUUCCCCGACCCCCGCAGGUCCGUGGAGGAGGAGGAGGGGGUGUGUCACCGCGCGGGGAGGCCGCUGUGGGAGCGAAGACGCGCGGAGGAAGAGCGAGAGACGCGGAGCGCCGAGCCAUGGCCGCCCUGCGCUGGGCCGCGCUGGCGUACUGCAGCUCCCUGGCCGUCCUGCUGGCCAGCGGCAACUUCGUGCUGGACGUGGAGGACCAGUUCCAGCCCGUGACCUCGGACGAGACGGUGGCAGUGGGAGGCACGGUGACGCUGACCUGCAGGGUGCAGGACAAUGACAACUCCUCCCUGCAGUGGUCCAACACCGCGCAGCAGACCCUGUACUUCGGAGAGAAGCGAGCCCUGCGGGAUCACCGCAUCCAGCUGGUGCAGUCCACGCCCACCGAGCUGUCCAUCAGCAUCGCCAACGUCAACCUGUCGGACGAGGGCGAGUACACCUGCUCCAUCUUCACCAUGCCAGUGCGGACCGCCAAGGCCACCGUCACCGUGCUGGGCGUGCCGCAGAGGCCCGUCAUCAAGGGGUACCCCGGGCCCAUCGUGGAAGGGGGGACCCUGGAGCUGUCCUGCCAUAGCUCCGGCAGCAAGCCCCCCGCCCGCCUGCGCUGGUUCAAGGGGGCCGAGCAGAUCCCAGGUCGCCCGGAUGUGGUGGACCCCGAGGGCAAGACCUUCACCGUGAUGAGCAGCAUCAACUACACCGUGAGCCGCGAGGACAACGACGCCAUCAUCUCCUGCUCCGUGGGGCACGAGUCGCUGCAGACCAGCGACAAGAGCAUGGAGCAGAGGAUCCAAGUGCUGUACAAGCCCUCCGUCCGGAUCCAGCCGGAGAGCGACCUGCCCAGGGAGGGGGAAAAGUUCUUUCUGCAGUGCGUCGGCCUGGGGAACCCCGAGCCGAGCGUGUUCAAGUGGGAGAGGAAGGAGGGGGAGCUGCCCCUCCUCUCCAAGCAAGAUGGCAGCUACCUGUACUUCGAGUUGCUCAACAAGUCUGACAACGGCCUGUACCACUGCGAGGCCGACAACGGGAUCGGCAAAGGGGAGGCCGAGUACCAGCUGUCCGUCCUGGACCCCACGGCCAUGUCCACGUCCUCGGGGAUCGACCACGCGGUGAUCGGCGGGGUGGUGGCGGUGAUCGUCUUCAUCCUGCUGUGCCUGCUGAUCGUGCUGGGCCGGUACCUCAUUCGGCNGGCAGGCACAUACCUGACGCACGAAGCCAAGGGCUCGGACGACGCCCCCGACGCCGACACGGCCAUCAUCAAUGCCGAGGGAGGGCAGUCUGGAGCCGAGGACAAGAAGGAAUACUUCAUCUAGGGAACGGGAGA